CCUACAUAUAUAUAGAAAGAGAGAGCAGACAGCAAUGUUUUAUUCUUCUUAUCUUAAAGUACCUCAACAGUAGCGAAACAUUGAACCAACGUCGGCAGACGAUACAACCAAUAAAUUCAAGCGAUACAACCAAUAAAACAAAUGUCGCUUCUAAAACCAGUCGCAAAGAACAAACGAAUAAAACCAAUAUGGAGGUUGAAGCAAUUCCGCUACGAAAUCCUUCCAGCGAUGUCGAGUGUCAAAAUGUGGGAAACAUUUCAAAAACUAUGAAUUGUCAAGGGAAGACGAAACCACCACUGUCCAUUGGUCAGAAAGUAGAGUUAGUUUUCGUAAUAUUUUCUGGUUUUGUCAUCAAUUUUAUGGUGUUUGGCUUUAGUGCCAGCCUCUCGGUGUAUUUCGUAAAAUAUAAACGGGCCUUUCCGAUGCAUUAUGAAUUGGUUUUAUUAACAAUAUUUCUGGAAACAGGUAUUUUCUCUAUUGUAGGUAUGCUGGCAGGAAUGUUCCUCCACAAAUUCGGAGUACGAGCCACAGCAGUUUUGGGAAGCGUUCUGCUCAGCUUAGGAGUCGGUGCCUCUUGUUUUGCACCCAACAUCAUAUUUCUUAUGUGUUUCUUUGGAAUUGUAAGCGGUUUUGGGUCUUCGUUUCUAUUUUUCUCGAUGAAUGUGGGUGUUGCUUCGUAUCUGGAAAAUUCUGGUCGACAUUUUAUGCCUUUAGUAGAUAUGGGAGGAUCAGCUGGUGGCAUAGUUUGCCCGCCUUUGAUUUCUUAUUUAAUCGAUUUCUACGGUUGGCGGGGAAGCCUAUUGAUAUUUUCCGCCAUUGCCUUAAAUUCUUUACCUUGCGGCUUAAUGUAUUCCAUUAAGAAUAGAAACGACCUUCACUCGACAGUGGACAACAACGAUAAAAAUUCAAAACAACGCCAAGAUUCAUAUGGAGAAAAGGACAUCGACUGUAUUUACAGACUGUUAUCCACCGACAUCGAAGAAGCGGGAAAAACGGAUAGUUGGUACGUUGAACAAAACAGCGAGCAACUUCCGCUUCAAUCCAACAACAGUCACUGUGCAGAAGAAACGGGUGAUUUAGCAAGAAACGAAACGUCAUCAGAUCACUGCUUGGCUACUACACCAGCCAUAGACGAUAGCUCAUCACUGAACCGUGAACACUCGAAAACUAACGACCAAGUAGAAGAUACUAAAAAUACAACCAGUGAAAUUAGUCAAAAAGCUCUAUUUUUCUCGAUUUUUUCCAAUAAAGAUUUUCUUUUAUUUGUCUUAACUAUGACAGUUGUAGUCAGUUCAGAACUCACAUUAUCAGCAAUGACAUCCGAUUUCUUCGUCAGCAAAGGUACGACUCGCUCAGAAGCUGCACAAAUUUAUGGAAUCGGUUUUACUGGUGAAAUUAUAGCCCACAUUUCUAGUACAUGGAUGCUUUAUAAAAACAAAACGCUAAGUUUACUUAUUUUUUGCAUAUCUGCUAUAUUAAGUGGAGCUUUUGUCACGAUAUAUCCUUCCAUUCCUACUAUGACAUCACUGUCAUCUGCUGGAUGGGCAAUAUUUUUAACAAUAUGUGAAAUGACUGCCCACGGACAUUACCAGGCUGUAUGCAUCCUUGUUAUUUUGGAAUUUUUCGAUGAGAAGCGAUAUCCUUUUGCCAUAGGUUUCACUAUGACAGUUUCGGGAAUUUUCGUUCCCAUUUUCGGAUACAUAUUUGGUAUUAUCACCCAAUACAACAACAACGACUACACCGUCAGCUUUUAUCUUCUGGGCUCCUUAAUUGUGGUCUUUACUUUGCCAACAUUUAUACGUUUUCUUGUUAAACGAGAAAAGUCUAAGAGAAAAGAAACCCAUCAAAAGAACUUAGAAAUAAAUUUAAAAGACUCUUAAAUUCAAAAGACGUUUGACUAACUUUCACUUUUCAAGAAGAGAAAAAUAAUCUGCUGAUGCAGUCUUCUUAUCUCACAGUUCGUCCUUGGAAAUCUUGUCAGAAUACGAAAGUUGUGCAAAAAGUUUGUCUUGAAGAGCAGCACAGGAAAAAACGUAAAAACAAAAAUGAUAAUUUAUUAAAAAAAGAGAAUACGGGGAAACUAAUGCUGUUCAGCUUUGGCAAAGAAGUUAUAGAAAUAUAUUAAACAAUCGAUUAAAUUAUAUAUCACGAGGAAGAAGAAAAAAAAGCUUACGUUUUUCGAAGACAGAAAAUAAUAAAGCAAAUCACUGAUGUACGAAUUACGAGUUUUAUUUCAUUGCUAUUAUGUAUAAGAGAGCAUAGUUGAUAGUAUAUAUGUGUUAGAUGCUAUUA
This is a messenger RNA of Octopus bimaculoides (California two-spot octopus), 2292 nucleotides long. RefSeq names its product putative monocarboxylate transporter 5. NCBI's taxonomy places the organism in Eukaryota, Metazoa, Mollusca, Cephalopoda, Octopoda, Octopodidae. Gene Ontology annotation, molecular function: transmembrane transporter activity. Gene Ontology annotation, biological process: transmembrane transport. The record is from RefSeq and is a predicted model, not a curated record.